This is a messenger RNA of Rubroshorea leprosula, 626 nucleotides long. NCBI's taxonomy places the organism in Eukaryota, Viridiplantae, Streptophyta, Magnoliopsida, Malvales, Dipterocarpaceae. The record is from the annotation of a GenBank genome assembly.
ACAUACUUCGUCUUACUAGCUCCCGAAAAUGCACAAAGAGUCAAUGCAACUCGGUGCGAUUAGCGUGUCGACAAUAGUUGCAACUUUACAAUUGGAUGGGAUGGCUACCUUCCAAUAGUAAAAAAUCCACCAAGUAGCGGCCGAUGGUCCUUUGGUGGUUGCCCGUGCAUGGUGGUGUGGUGUAUGGUGGUGUGGUGUAUGGUGGUGCGGUGCUUGGCGAGCAACAACAACCAGAACUACUCUCUGGCGAUGCGGGUACAGCAAGAAGAGCCAACGUUUGUGAAUGGUAUCACACCUUGUCAUAUCAGAGGCUAUGGAUGCAGUUGGCGUCCCCCUUCCAUGGAGACAACUCCACCCCUCUCUAUCACACAUUCAUUGUUAUGGAAAAGUUUGGUUUAGUGAGAUUUACCCCUUCGCAACCUGGCGGAUUAGUGGGAGUGCUUUUCCGAUUCCACAUAGUUCAUGCUCCAACCAUGGGCAAAGUUAGCCAUUGUUGUCCCUCUGGCUAUGGGGAAGCCAUUCAUGGCUAACCUUGCGACAUUUACAUGGCCAGUGACCCUACACAUCAUUACUCUUUCAUAUGAAGGGACAAAAUUACCGGUCAUCAAUAAUCCUAACUUAUAACA